GAGAGUAAAAGGGAUAGACAAUAUUAGUUUAUGAAAAAAAGAUUUUUUUCCAUCAACCAUUAUAAGUGAAACACAAUAGACCAUAUAAACUUUCUAAAUGGGUGUUCAUAGGUAUCUAAUUAUGAUAUCAAAAAUACAGUACUCUCCCACCUGUUACAUUUAGGAAAAUUUCUAUUUCUGGUUAAAUGUGCCCGAAUACUUAUAGGCGAAACUACCAUGUUAAAGUGUCAUUUUUCUUUCUGUCUCCCAGUUAAUCUGAAGAAUACUUUACAAAUAAUUAAGCAAUGACCUGAUAGACGGCGUGAUUAUUCCGUCAUUUCAGAAGGACACAGCUGACAAUCCUCUAUGAAAAGUAGACGAAGUAUCGGUGACAGCUGGUCGAAUAAUGGUUACUAACAUACAUUUUAUUAAUACCUUUCAGUUUCUUAAAUAAAAAAAAAAUUAAUCAAAAAAACUUGCAUUCGUAACAAAGAAAUCAUAAUUCACGAUUGGGUAUUAGUUUAUAUAUCCAUAAUAUCGACAGUUUAUUCGUAUUUUCAGACACUUUCCACACAUUUCGAAGGCAGUUUUUUUUCUUGAGCACAUCCUGCCAACUUAACCAACAGCAAGAACACAUGAAUACUUGAACUGCACCAACAAAUAUUCUCUAUGACAAGCAAAUUGGCCGCAACACAAAGUAAAAAAUUCUUCUGUUGCUUAAUAAAAUAAUACCAGUUAAAGUGAAAAAGGGACGUUAAACUCUAAGGUUGCCACUUGGGAUACUUCUAUCUGUCUAUCUAUCUAUCUAUCCAACCAUCUUUUUAUCUAUCUGUCUUAAAGAUCUUAUUUAAAACAAAUAUUUUUUUAAUCAAUUCUUUUAAAAUAAGUUAAGAGCGAUAAUUCUCCUUCGACUAGUAGAUACGAAACUCUGACGUAAGAAAAUGUCAUUCGAUAGAAUUAAAAAGAUGGCCCCUGUCAACAUUCGCCUCAACCCAUUUGGGGCUGUGAUUUUAACUAUAUGUAUAGCAUGCGGACUUAUUUACAAUUUUGGUUUACUGAACUGGUUCCAGAAAGAGGAGAGGAUUUGCAUGAAGGAAUUGUUAUCCGUCAGUAUUGAAUUGGCACGUCGGGGUGGCCGAAAAGUAUUAGAGGUCCGCGAAAAGAAUGCAUUAUCGGCGAAAGUGAAGGGAUUUACUAAAGAAGGGGCCACCGAAUUAAAGACCCUCGGAGAUAUGGAAUCACAUCGCGCAAUUCUUUAUGGCAUGGCUAAAGCUUUUCCGGGACUUAAAGUCAUAUCAGAAGAACACGAGACAAAGCCUGUUGAUUUUCACAACAUAGAGGACACGGCAAAGCAAAGAGAAGAUGUGAAUAAAGAGAUAAAAUCUGACCAGAGAAUUCCACUGAAUGAAAUUGUUGUUUGGAUUGAUCCUUUAGAUGCUACUCAGGAAUAUACUGAGGACCUACGUCAAUAUGUUACAACCAUGGUUUGUGUGGCUGUGAAUGGUGAUCCUACAAUUGGUGUUAUUCAUAGUCCAUUUGAUGAUCAAACUUAUUGGGCAUGGGUGAGUUAUGGGCAUUCAUCAAAUUUAAAACCCUUGGAGAAAGUCCACUUGUCCAAUAAGAAGCCUGCACAAAUCAUUGUUUCCCGUUCUCAUCCAGGAAAAGUAGUAGAUGUUAUCAAAAAAGCAUUUGGAGACGACACUGUUGUGACUGAAGCUGGUGGAGCAGGUUACAAAGCUUUAAAUGUUGUUAAAGGGCUAUCAAAUGCAUAUGUACACACAACAGCUAUCAAGAAAUGGGAUAUCUGUGCUGGCAAUGCAAUUUUAAAUGCACUCAACGGGAAAAUGACCACCCUGAAUGGAGAUUAUAUUGAUUACUCCAGCAAAGACUUUGUACAAAAUGAUAAAGGCCUUUUAGCUACAAUGCAGUACCAUUACCAUUAUUUGGAACACCUGGAACCAUUAGCAAAGCAAUUAGAAAAGAAAACCUAGACCACAUCAUCUAUAGGUUCGGUAAACAAAAUCUUCCUACGUGAAAAUGAGGUUUAUAUUUCUGUCUUAUUUUAUUUAUUAUUUUUUAAUUGAGUGUGAGGAAAAGUGUGAUAGCCUUGGAUAGUUCAAUAAAAAAAAAGUUCCUAUUGGAAGAAAUUGAUUUGAGAAAAUGAUUAUAGUAGUUUAUUUUUAUUCAGUAUUUUUCAUUUUUAUCUCAAUUUAUUUAUUGUUUGAAAAUACUCCAUUGGUUUGCCAGAUGUGUGAGUGAGUGUGUGGGUGUACAUAUGUAUGUAUUAUAGAGAGUAGAAGAAAUGGAGAAAGAAAGAGACUUUGAAAAAAUUAUAGUUUAAUGAUUCUGUUGAAAAACAAAACUGUAGAAAACAAUGCUUAGACCCGAUUUUGAAAUAUAUUUAAUGUUUUAGAAAAUUCCACAUGAGUACUCUGAGAGCAGCAUUUGCUAUAAUAAAUUUUGUGUAUCAAUCCAUACUAUGAUUUCAAUGCAUUCCUUUAUCCUAAGGUAAAGAUAGCAUACGAGUAUCACAUAGUCAGUACGAUGGUAUGACUAUGGCUUGUAAUUGGUUAUCUAGUACCUACAAAUAUGUUAACUGAUUCAAUGUACUUGUAGAAAUUGAGAUGGCCCUGUUGAUUAAGAAAUGAACACCUAGUCAAGAUAUUAUCAGUUUGUAUCUUGUCACCAUAACUGACUUUGUUGUAUCUAUAGCUCUUACUUUAAACUGUCAGUGGCUCUAAGUAGAUUGUGCGAAAGGAAGGUUGAGAAGCAUGAUUCAUUGUACUGAGCAGUGGCUGAUUGUUUUGUUAAACUGUGCUCAGCUUUAAUUCCAUCUUUGUACUCAAGAGGAACAGGAGCAAGCCUUUCUUCCCCUAAAUCUCUACAGGUAAUUAAGAUCAUGUACAGUUUAACAAUUCAACUGAGUUACAAAGCUAAACACCACCUAUGUUCUUCCAUUUGAGAACAUAAACUGUAUGCACACAUCUGUGACAAGCCAUUGACUAAGCCUGCUUGAAAUAGCAGUCAAAUCUCCCUGUUAGAAAAGGGAAGGGCACAUACGAUAAUGUAGUUCUAGAUACACUAUGUCUGAAAAUAGAUGUGAUGGUCAUAGCUAGAAUGUUAAUCAUAGAUGUACUCAACAUGUGUGUAUAACUGAUAACUUCUUAAGCCUACAACUGUUAAAAUGUUUUUAAUAUUGACGCCUCAGAGUAUGUAUAUCAAUAAUAAUUACACUUUGUAUGCAUCCUAUUUCAUGUGUCAUAUUGUGUUUGUGAAUAUGAACACUUGUUUCUCCCAUGCUAUUCCCCCACCCCCACCCAAAAAGAAAAAUCCUGUAUAAUAUCAACUAUUAGAAUAAAAAGCCAAAAAAAUGCAAGUUCCAAGAAAUAAUACAA
Molecule: messenger RNA, 3374 nt
Organism: Octopus sinensis (East Asian common octopus)
Lineage: Eukaryota; Metazoa; Mollusca; Cephalopoda; Octopoda; Octopodidae
Product: inositol monophosphatase 3
Exons: 5
Coding region: 921-1970 (349 amino acids)
Cellular component (GO): endomembrane system
Molecular function (GO): 3'-nucleotidase activity
Source: RefSeq, a predicted model, not a curated record